Messenger RNA from Paramecium tetraurelia, 871 nucleotides. RefSeq lists its product as uncharacterized. The transcript has 4 exons. Lineage: Eukaryota; Ciliophora; Oligohymenophorea; Peniculida; Parameciidae. The record is from RefSeq and is a predicted model, not a curated record.
CGUAAUGCAUCACAUUAUAUAUGAAUAAAUCAUUUUUGUUUUUAAUCAUCAUUACUAAUCAGAUGAUGUGAAAUGAAUAACUCAAUUUUAAUUGGGCAAGGAAUAUAUAAAUGAUUUGACAAUUUUUUAAUUCUGAGGCAAAGAUUUCUAGUGCAAAUGAGAUUUUAAUUUGAUAUAUUUAAUUAAUAUUUUUUGGUACAGAAUAAAUAUUGGAAACAUAGAGGGGUUAAUCAAUUAAUUUUAAUCAGUAAAAAUGUAAGUAAUUUUUUUAUUACAAAAAUUACAAUAGCGGAUUACUAGUUGACUCAUAAAUAUUAAUAAUAUUAGUUUAAUAAAUAAAUUAAUAAAAAUAAUCACUUAAAUCAUACAGAUGGAUAAUAUAUACAAAUUCAAGGCGAGCUCUUCAGUGGGACAUCUGAAGAAUCUAAAUAACGAUAAACAGUUUUAUUCAGAGGAGGAAACCAGCAAAAAGGAGGAGGAGGAGAAGCAGUUGAAAAAAGUGAGCAAACCACCUAGUAAGAUGUCUCAAUUCAGUAAAAAUGCUACAGGGUACUAAACUGAUGACUCUGAUAAAGAGACGCCUCGAAACAAUAAAGUAGGGCCAUCAAAUCAGAAAGUCUCUAAAUUUCGUAAUCUGGUGAAUGCGAAAAAAAUUGAGGGAGACAACGACGAUCCAAAUUAUGACGAUGAUGAUGACAAGCCAACAACCAUCUAAUAGCAAAUACAACAUGUACAAUAGCAUCAUGAGGAUCAAUAUGAUAUAGAGUAGCAAGCGAAGCAGGAUGCAGUAAAAAUAUGCAAAGGCAGAUAAACCUAAGGAAUCUAAAAUGAAACACUCUAACACACAGUAACCAAUGGAUGUGAAUUCUGA